Messenger RNA from Anopheles moucheti, 2913 nucleotides. RefSeq names its product neuroligin 4-like (gene Nlg3). Gene Ontology annotation, molecular function: neurexin family protein binding; signaling receptor activity. The coding region runs from base 1 to 2913 and encodes 970 amino acids. The transcript is spliced from 11 exons. NCBI's taxonomy places the organism in Eukaryota, Metazoa, Arthropoda, Insecta, Diptera, Culicidae. The record is from RefSeq and is a predicted model, not a curated record. Gene Ontology annotation, biological process: presynaptic membrane assembly; modulation of chemical synaptic transmission; chemical synaptic transmission. Gene Ontology annotation, cellular component: cell surface; synapse; postsynaptic membrane.
AUGAGCGUGCACCGCAAUGUGGCAGCUGAAGCAGCACCAGGCAGCCGUAACGACUCGCAUACAGUAACCAUGCUGCCAGCAACGGUGAUUAUUGCGGUGGUUGUUUUCGCCGUUUCGCUGGUGGCUCCGAUUAAUUCCGCCGGAUCUGGCAGCAGCGGUAGCGCCAACAGUCUCAGCGGCAGCGGCAACAGCGGCGGCGGCGGUACCGGCGGCAACAUGGACGAAAGCGAAACGCUCAAGAAGUCCACCAGUUCGCGGAUCGUGCACACGAAGUAUGGUUCCGUUUCCGGCACGAUCGAGCACCUGGACGGGCGCCAUCUGGAUCCGGUCGAGGCGUUCCGCGGUGUACCGUACGCUUCGCCCCCGGUGGGCAUUCUGCGGUUCAUGCCCCCGGUAACCGGGGCGCUCUGGUCCGGCGUAAAAAAAGCGGACAGAUUCAGUCCCGUCUGCCCGCAGCGGCUGCCCGAUAUCUACAACGAAACGGCCGCCCUGGAACGGAUGCCGCGCGGCCGGUUGGAAUACCUGCGGCGGCUCUUGCCGUACCUGCGCAAUCAAUCAGAGGACUGCCUGUAUCUCAACAUCUACGUUCCGACGCAAGCUGGAUCGCGGGAAAGCUCUAGCUCCUCCAAAUACGCCGUCGUGGUGUUUGUCCAUGGAGAAUCGUACGAGUGGAACAGUGGGAACCCGUACGAUGGAUCUGUACUAGCAAGUUAUGGACAAAUUUUAGUAGUUACAAUCAAUUAUCGUUUAGGAAUAUUAGGAUUUUUAAAUGCCAACGUGGACCGGUUCUCGAAAGCACCGGCAAACUACGGUCUAAUGGAUAUCAUCGCCGCCCUGCAUUGGAUACAGGAAAACAUCGAGGCCUUUGGCGGUGAUCCCAAAAGUGUGACGCUUGCGGGCCACGGUACCGGCGCCGCUUGUGUUCAUUUUCUGAUCGCCUCGGCAGCUGUUCCAGAAGGGCUUCUUUUCCACCGGGCGAUCAUGAUGUCCGGAUCGGGUUUAGCACCGUGGUCGCUAGUAGGUGAACCGGCCAAGUUUGCCGCUUACGUAUCGCACCACGUAAACUGCUCACCCGAUCUACCUCAUCAGCUGCUACUCAAGUGCUUGCGGGACAAACCGCUCGAGGACAUUCUAUCCACCAGCGUGCGAGCACCCGAUUUCGGUAACGCGUUCGGCCCCAGCGUGGACGGUGUUGUAAUCGACACGGGGGAAAUUCAGCAGAUGGAUGGGACGCACUACAGCGAUUACAAUGGCAGUCCCUCGGCAUCGAAACCAUCCGCUCAUAUCCACAACACGCUCAACACGAUCAAUGCGAUACUGUUGCGCAAACUAGCUAUUAACAAAUUGUCCAAGUACGAUCUACUGGUGGGUGUAACGCGAGCCGAAGCGUACUUUGCCUUCAACUCCGAAGACGUCCAGUACGGCAUCGAGGCGGACCGGCGGACGAAAAUACUGAAAAACUACGUCCGAAGCACGUACAGCUUUCAUCUGAACGAAAUACUGGCCACGAUCGUGAACGAGUACACCGACUGGGAACGUCCGGUUCAGCAUCCCAUCAAUAUAAGAGAUGAAACGCUGGAAGCCUUGAGCGAUGCACGUAUCGUGGCGCCUGCCGUACAAACGGCCGACCUACAUUCCGCUGAUCACCGCAAUUCGUUUCUGUACGUGUUCGAUUAUCAGACAAAAUUUGGCGAUUUUCCCCAGCGACAGGGAUGCAUCCAUGGGGAGGAUCUGCCGUAUCUGUUCGGUGCACCACUGGUCGGAGGAUUCAAUCACUUCACGCGCAACUACACCAAGUCCGAGAUCGCCCUCUCGGAAGCGGUUAUGAUCUACUGGUCAAACUUCAUCCGCACCGGUAAUCCGAACGAGCAGCUCGAAAAUGAUCACGUACGCGACCGGACACGCUUCAAGAACAUCGAAUGGACGCCGUACGAGAGUGUGCACAAAAAAUAUCUCAAUCUCGACACGAAACCCAAACUGAAGAACCACUACCGAGCGCACCGACUAUCCUUCUGGCUGAACUUGGUGCCGGAUUUGCAUAAGCCGGGCAAUGACGAUGUCCCCAGCGGGCACCACGAGCUGGAAGCGGACGACGAGGAACCCCCGGCUGCGAUGCCCACGGUGAAACCGCUCAACCCACCCCAGCGGGAUCCGGCAGCGAUCGGGUCGAAUUAUACGCUCUUCACCACGCAGGUCUUCUCGCUGCUUAACUUCUCCGCGUACGGCAUCCUGCCGAACGGUAGCCGGCAUCAUCCGGGCACAAGACCAAUCCAUCCGGUGACGGCCGAAUCGUCCGAGGGUGGCGACGAUGACAGUACCGGUGCGGGUGGUAUCGGAGCGGGUGGAAUGUCUUCCUCGCAGGAGGACGGGUUUGCCGCGUACAGUACCGCCCUCAGCGUAACGAUCGCGAUCGGCUGCAGUUUGCUCAUACUGAACGUGCUGAUCUUUGCCGGCGUGUACUACCAGCGCGAUAAGACGCGAUUAAACGAGCCGCGCGGUGGCGCCGGGAUGGGUCCCGGUGGGCACGGUACGCUGCAAACGAAGAAGCGCAACGAAAACGGCCAGAUGCCGAACAACAUCUGCGGCGAGCUGGAGAGUCUCACGAUUCACGCCAAAACGGACCCCUCCACCAUACUCGGCCACCAUCAUCCGGCGCUGCAGCACCAUCAAAUGCCACCGCCCGAGUUUGCCGAUCUGCCGCAGCGUGCGCCGCCGCCACCGAAGCACCUGAAAUCGGUCCCCGGGGACGGUGGUGGCAUGCUGCCCGCACACGCACUCCAGCUGAUCGGCAGCAACUGUGGCACACUGACCAAGAAGAGCUGCGUCAAAUCGAACCUGACGGCGGCGGGCAUGGGUGGCAGCGUGGUCGGCCACCCGUCCCAGAACGUCACCAUGGAUGAGCUGCGCGUGUGA